Gadus morhua (Atlantic cod) is the source of this 1799-nucleotide messenger RNA. It is a transcript of the gene prune1, whose product is annotated as prune exopolyphosphatase. Gene Ontology annotation, molecular function: exopolyphosphatase activity. NCBI's taxonomy places the organism in Eukaryota, Metazoa, Chordata, Actinopteri, Gadiformes, Gadidae. The record is from RefSeq and is a predicted model, not a curated record. Gene Ontology annotation, cellular component: cytoplasm.
AUGGAGACGUUUCUCUCGAGCUGUCAUGAAGCGCUUCAGCAGGCAAACAGUGGCGACGGGGGCCAGGGGGUCCACGUCGUCCUGGGCAACGAGGCGUGUGACAUGGACUCGAUGGUGUCCGUGAUGGCGUACGCCUACUUCCUGUCCAAGACGCUGGGCUCCAGCAGGCCGGUCCUGCCGCUCCUCAACGUCCCGCGGUCGGAGUUCCCGCUGCGGACGGACAACGUGUUCCUGCUGCGGCAGGCCGGCGUUCCCCAGGAGCUGCUGCUCUUCAGGGAGCAGCUGGACCUCCUGCAGCUGCAGAGGGACGGACGCCUCACCCUCACCCUGGUGGACCUCAACGUCCUGCCCAGUUCCGACCGGGACCUGGAGGGGGCGGUGGUGGAGGUGAUCGACCACCGCCUCCUAGAGCGGGAGCCCUCCGCCUCCUGCCUGGUCACCGUGGAGAUGGUGGGCUCCUGCACUACCUUGGUGACGGAGCGCAUCCUCCAGAAGGCCCCGGAGGUCCUGGACCCCCAGCUAGCUCUGCUGCUCUACGGUACGAUCGUGAUGGACUGUGUGAACAUGGCCCCGGAGGCGGGGAAGGUGACUCCUAAAGACAGUCAGUACGCCGCCCAGCUGGAGGCGCGCUUCCCCGGCCUGCCACCAAGGGGCGCCCUCUUCCAGUCGCUGCAGAACGCUCGCUUCGACGUCUCCGGUCUGUCCACUGAGCAGAUGCUGUUGAAGGACAUGAAGGUACUCACCGGGGGAGAGCUGCAGCUGGCCGUGUCCGUCAUCUACCUCACCCUGGAGGUGUUCCUGGAGAGAGACAAGCUGGAGGACGAUAUGUCCGCCUUCUGCGUGAAGCACGGCUACAACAUGCUGCUGGCCAUGACCAUCUCCUUCACGGACAAGCAGCCCUUCAGACAGCUGGCCAUCUUCAGCCACAGCGCCCUCUGCAGGGAGGAGAUGAGCCAGGCCUUGGAGAAGUCACGUAACCCCGCCCUGUCUCUCUGUCCAAUCAGCAGCCCCCAUUCCCACAUCAAGGCGUACCUGCAAGGCAACACACAGGCCUCGCGCAAGAAGCUGCUGCCCAUCAUCAAGGACUUCCUGAGGGAGCAGGAACAAGAUGGCGGCCGGGACGAGGGGGGGGAGGGGGAGGAGGAGGAGGAGGAGGACACUCAGUUCCCGCCCACCCCCAUGAACAGUCUGGUGGAGGGCUGUCCCCUUGACAACGGGCUGCCCAGGAUCAGUGCCCAGGCGCUGGAGGAGAAGUUCAGCAAGAUGUCGGCAAGACAGGAGCGAGCCCAGAGCCCCUGAGAUCCAGUUUGGGGCGGGAGAUUUAAGGAAAAAAACACGUUUUAAUCCAGCUCACCACCGAGAGAAGGACUGUGUAGACGUGUGUCCGGUCCAGGAGCACAGUUUGAAACGGGGUGGUCACUUAUUACCCAGGACACUUUGCUUCAGUUUGGUUUGUUCUUUUUUGCUUUAUCCCCGAUCCCUAAGAUGUUCUGAGCCUUUUGUGGACUUCAAGGCCUCCGUCGAGUCGUGAAGGUUGACCGGCGGUUCGGGAUAUAAUCUGUUGAUCCGACGUUACCACUCCAUGCGAGGCCAAUCAGUUUGAUCCGGUUGGAUCCAGUUGGACGGUCUGCUGCUCUGAGCCAGAGAGGAGCAGGAUCAGAUGAAGAUGUUGUAGUCUUCGGAGGAGUUUAACGUCCUGUGUUUUUAUUAAUUCUUAUUUUCAGGUACUACAAUCAAGCUGUUUGAAAACCUCAAUGUAUCACUUUCCAACCGAGUAAAAGCUUCCAAUAUCACUUUGA